AUGCGCAGAUUUCCUGGCGGUCGUGGCGGCGAGAGUCCUACAUCGAGAGGCGCCCGCACCCCCAGCCGCUUUGCAGAGGAAGCCCCCCGCGCCGGCGAUGGCGGCAUCCGCGUGGAAGAGAGAACUGACAUGGGCGAGCGCUACCUCGUUGACCUCACCACGGGCGAAAAAGUCAUCCCCGGAUCCCGCCGCCCAGACGGCACCUACAGAAAGGAAAUUCGAGUCCGCGCCGGGUACACGCCUCUGGAUGAACGUCGGACGUUUCAGACGCGGCAGCAGCUCUCGAGGAACGAGCGCCAGGCGACCGGCGCGCGCGGAGGCGUGCCUGGCGCCACCUUCGCGGGCUUCCCUCCGGGGUACGCGCCGCCGGCCGCCGGCGCGUCCCCCAACAGCAAGUCGCCGGGGAGCGCGGCUGCCAAGAAGACUCGGAAGGGCGGUGACGAGGAGAAGAAGAGGGAGCAGAGAGCAGAGGACUCCCACGACGCGAAGAAAGCAGCGGACGCGGAGGCAAAACUCGCCGGGCAAGGCGUAGACGCGCUGACCCAAGGCAUGCAGGACUUGAGCGUCCGCGGCGGCCACGCCGACAAAAACCCAGAGGCUUCAGAGAGCGACACUCUUAAGAAAAAAGUGAGGAACCUGAAGAAGAAGCUCAAGGAGAUCGAAGCGCUCCAGCAGAAGGUGAAGGACUGCCAGGCGCUCGGCGCAGAACAAAUGGCUAAGCUGCAACGCAAAAGCGAGGUCGAAACGGAGUUGUCUGAAGCGGAACGCCGCCUGGCCGAGCUGGAGAAGCAGUGA
Molecule: messenger RNA, 795 nt
Organism: Besnoitia besnoiti
Lineage: Eukaryota; Apicomplexa; Conoidasida; Eucoccidiorida; Sarcocystidae
Product: mago binding protein
Exons: 4
Coding region: 1-795 (264 amino acids)
Biological process (GO): exon-exon junction complex disassembly
Cellular component (GO): exon-exon junction complex; cytoplasm
Molecular function (GO): RNA binding
Source: RefSeq, a predicted model, not a curated record